GCCGUCAAGCAAUAGACCAUCAAGAUGCUAGGAGCCAAGACCGCCACUUUCGCCGUCGCAGCAACGCUGGCUCUGGCGAAGACGCAGGCCGAGACCGCUGCCCACCUACGCGUGCGCGUGCACUCCAAGACAACGUGCCCCAGUGGCCAGGAAAGUAUCGGUGUGGCCGGUUGGUCUCAGGACGGCUGUGUCGCUUCAGGCAGCGUGUGUGUUGCCAACAUCAAUGGUGACUGUCCGUCUGGUGCCCAUUGCGAGAUGCUGGACACGGGCGUGUACGGAUGCGCGGACGGUGGCGCUUCCAACGAAACUUCGAGCUGGGCUGGCUGCAAUGGCACUGAACAGACCAUCGGCGUCGUCGGCUGGGACCACGACGGUUGCAUCGACUCGGACAACGUCUGUGUUGCCCAAGUGAGCAACGGUGCCUGCCCUCAGGGUGCCUACUGCUCGCUUCUGGACACGGGUGUGUACGGCUGUGUCGCCAGCUCCAAGCGCCACCGCCACCACAAGUCGCACCACAAGUCGAACGCAACGUGCCCCGGUGGCCAGGAAAGUAUCGGUGUGGCUGGCUGGUCUCAGGACGGCUGUGUCGCUUCAGGCAACGUGUGUGUCGCUAACACUGACGGUACCUGCCCUACGGGAGCUCACUGUGCGUGGCUCGACACUGGCCACCACAAGGCGACCGUGACUUGUCCUAGCGGUCAGGAGAGUAUUGCCGUUGCAGGCUGGUCGCAGGACGGUUGUGUUGCCUCAGGCAACGUGUGUGUCGCUAACACUGACGGUACCUGCCCUACGGGAGCUCACUGUGCGUGGCUCGACACUGGCGUCUUCGGCUGCAAGGACGGCGCUGAGGAGGCUGCUUCGACUGGUUGCAACGGCAAUGAACAGACCAUCGGCGUUGUUGGCUGGGACCACGAUGGCUGCAUAGACUCGGACAAUGUUUGCGUAGCUCAAGUGAGCAACGGUGCCUGCCCUCAAGGUGCUUACUGUUCUCUCCUGGACACUGGAGUGUAUGGAUGCGUUGCCAGCUCGAAACACUAA
This is a messenger RNA of Phytophthora infestans T30-4, 1038 nucleotides long. RefSeq lists its product as uncharacterized. Bases 25 to 1038 code for a protein of 337 amino acids. The transcript has 2 exons. The record is from RefSeq and is a predicted model, not a curated record. Lineage: Eukaryota; Oomycota; Peronosporomycetes; Peronosporales; Peronosporaceae.